Molecule: messenger RNA, 3198 nt
Organism: Sycon ciliatum
Lineage: Eukaryota; Metazoa; Porifera; Calcarea; Leucosolenida; Sycettidae
Product: pleckstrin homology domain-containing family G member 4B-like
Cellular component (GO): cytoplasm
Molecular function (GO): guanyl-nucleotide exchange factor activity
Source: RefSeq, a predicted model, not a curated record
GUAACUCACGGUUUCACUUCGCUGUUCACUUCACUGCAGACUUGAAAUUCUUGGCCGCAUGCGCCGCUCUUUCAUGUUCUCACCUCUCCAGAGAGGUGCACUGUGGAUUGUUACCCCGGAGGGAAUUGCUGUUUGGUAGUGGCGGUACGGUGGUGUGCUGAGGUUCAAGGACACGAUGGCGGACGCUGACUCCAGCAGCGAGGAGAUGUCCGCCGCAACCAGUGCAGGUGACGGUAGCGGGGACGACUGGAUGAAUGCGGCAUUGAGCUGGUCCAUCCUGACCAUGCACUACUUAUCAAGUACGUCUGGCACAGAUCCGCUGUGGGAACGGGCGCUGGAGAACCUCAACAGACACGAGGAGCAGCACCCCAAGCCACGACUACCCGCUGCUUCGCUGGCCAUUGAGUCACGUGAUGAGGCUGACGGCCUGAUCACGGAGACAGUCAGCAUUGUAGAAGCAGCGGUUCACAAUCUCCGCACUCGCCGGCAAAUGCUCGAGGAGAGGAAAGAAACUGCUGCUUCUACCACACAGGAGCAGGAGGCAAGUUCACCGUCCCGCCCCGAGCGGGAAGAAUGCAUUAGCCCGGAUGACAUGGAAGAGGACCAACCCAGUGACGACACCACGGAAUGGUUGCCAUUCCCCUCCAAGCGGCCAUCACAGAUGGACCUGCAUGGCUGGAUAUCAGACCUUCAGACUAGCUUUGGUUCCAGUAUUGCUGGCCAGUUCAAGCGGCAGCGACUGGAAUCCGACGAGGGUGCAAUGUCCGUUGAGCAACAGGAGAGUGUAGAUCAGACGGACACAGCUCCUGACAAGGGUGCUUACCUGGUCAUGAUGCGCAAACGACAGGAACUUGCGGAUGAACUCAUCUCGUCCGAAGCACGUUAUGUUGAGGACCUUGAAGCAGUGUUGAAGAAUUAUUAUGAAGGUUAUGACUAUGGCUCCCUUGCCAACGUGCCAGGAACACUGCGUGGCAAGAAGAACAUCAUAUUCGGGAAUUUGAAGAAAAUUCUAGAGUUCAACAAGAGUUCAUUCUCACCCGCUCUGGCGGCCGUGCAGAAAACUCCGCUGAAAAUUGGGCAGACAUUCAUGGACUACGAGCGUGAGCUUGGCCUGUACUCAAUCUACUUCAAGAACAUGCCCGCCCAGGAGGAUCUUCUGCAAGAGAAUAUCCAGUUCUUCCGAUCAAUCCAAAUCCGUCUCAAUGACCCGUACACGUUACAAAGUUACCUCAUCAAGCCCAUGCAGCGCAUGACCAAGUACAAGCAGUUCCUAGAGAGUUUUGUGAACUACACACCCAAGACUGAGAAGAUGGAGAAGUUUCACGAGGAGCUGUCCGGAGCGCUGUGGCUGGUCCGCUUCCAGCUGCGGCAUGGCAACGACUUGCUGGUUCUGGACCGGCUAAAGGGCUUUGGAGGCAAUCCGGCUGAGCAGGGUCUGCUACUUCGACAGGGAGAGUUCCAUGUGCAGAACAAGAAGGGGCGUCACGAGCGCAGGGUGUUCCUCUUCGAAGAAAUGCUCCUGCUCGCCAAGAAGCAGAAGCCGGCGAAGGGUUCCAGGGAAGCAACCUAUCUCUUCAAGGAGGGCUACAAGGUCUGUGACAUGGGCAUAGUGGAAACUGUUGACAACAACCCAAGCAAAUUUGAGCUGUACUUCAAGAAACACAACAACAGAGAGAGCGUGGUUCUCACGCCCAUGGAUACAGAAGGUAGAAGUGCCACAGACAUACAUGACGAGUGGGUGGCGGAUGUGCAAAAGUUGCUCUGGCAGCAGUUCAAGAGAGUGAAAGAGCGCAUGGAGAACCUUCGCAGUGGCGUGGAGGCAUCCAUGUUUGGCAACAAGCGUGCCAGCACCAUUUACGGCGAGGUGGGAACGUUCGGCGGCACCCCGCCUGGCAGCGUAUCACCGAUGACAUCAAUGCGCGGCGAGAGCAUCGUGAGUGGCGGCUCGAAGGAUCAACGAGGCUCCGUGCAGACGGCUGGUUCUGGUGGAUAUGCUGUACCCACUGGAACUCUGCAGCGCAUCGGAUCCGUGAAAAAGCCAGCUGGAGGUCACGACAUCAGUGGCCAUGAUAUCAGCGGGCCGAUUCGCCAGCCACCGCUUGCUGCAGCCGCCUCGCCGACAGCGUACGCAGUGUCUUCUCCCGUCAUUGUCGGCGCUACCGGUACAGUGGAUCCACGCAGCAGGCCUGCACCCACGGUGCCUCCUCCGCCCAUACCGUCGGCAGAGAACUCUGCUAGCUCCGUUGUCUCUAUGCCACCGCCACCCCUGCCGGCGCGUAACUUCCCAGCGGCGGCGGCUGCGUCAGAUUACUUGACUCCGGACGAACCGAAGCCUAUCAAUCCCAUUGCUCCAUUGCCAGCCCCGCCAGUCGACUCACAAGGAGAGGACGAUCACCAGUACGAGGAACCUCCGCCGCGUCCUCCGUCACCGCUCGCCGCUGACUACAGGUCGGAUGAGAAGCCUAGUCCAGUCCAGCCUAUAACGCUGCCGGCGGAGCCAGAGGAACCAGUCAAGAGGCUCGUAUCGCCAACUCGUGCACCUCCGCCGCCGCCACCAGCAAUGGCGGCGCCAGCAAGUGACACAGCCCGACCACCUCUUCCAGCCAUUCCCGGCGACGAGGGCCAAGGUGGCGAGGGCCAAGGCGACGAGGGCCAAGGUGGCGAUGGCGAACACAUCUACGAUGAAGUGUCCGGUGGAGAAGACGACGACGGUUUUGACGAUGACGACGAGUUUGAUCCUCCUCCGGCCGACGAGGACCGGCAGUCCGUGGCGACGGAGUAUGAGACUGUUGAUGGGCCUGCUCGCAAGUCCUGAUCACUAACGGGAAGAAGUUGACACAAGUGUGCUCUGAACAUGCAAUGGCAAUCUCUGUGGAUUUGAUUUGCAUUAUUUUGUUUAAUUUCCGAUGAUUUUCCGCCCAACACUGAAUUUGUUGCGGCGGUUUUACAGAUGAUUUUGUGUAAACGUUUGGCUAUUCCAUUUUGCUAUUCGACAUUUGAUGAAAGUUGUCUACCCAAUAAUCUGUUGUGGCCUGUAAGGUGUGCAACCCCCGGAAGGAUUUGUUUCUAAAGCGGAUUUGUAUUUUCAACCAUCUGCCAGGGAAGUAAUGAUGGAAGUCUAACUUAGAUUUGCUAUCUCAAUGUUACUUUAGUAAUAGAGCAAUAGUGAACUUUGAAAAGAACAAUUUAUGCCAAUUA